GACCAAAAUUUCCAAAACCCUUUACGUACCCACAGGUGAUCUGAUUUCCUUCGUAACGAACAUCUUCUUCCUUAUUUCAGUACGCAGAGGGAGGCUGGUUUUUUCUCAAAAACAAAAAAUUUCAGUCGAAUCCAUUGAAGGGUCUCUGAAAAAGCAGAGAGAGAGGCUGCUGAGCAGAAAUGUGGGGUUGGAGGAAGUAAGAAUCCAGAACACGAAGAAGGAUGAGAGAGGUUGAAGGGAGAAGGCUUUGCCAGGAGUUUUCAGCGGGGUAUUAUGGCCUUUGCACGCUUGGAGGAAUGCUCAGUGCUGGGACAACCCAUCUUGCUAUUACGCCUUUGGAUGUCUUGAAGGUCAAUAUGCAGGUAAAUCCAAUCAAGUACAAUGGCAUUUCCUCUGGUUUUUCAAUUCUUUGGAGGGAACAAGGUCCUUCAUCCCUUUGGAGAGGCUGGUCAGGCAAGUUAUUUGGAUAUGGUGUUCAAGGAGGGUUCAAAUUUGGUCUCUAUGAGUACUUUAAAAAGUUCUACUCUGACUUGCUGGAAGGCCAUAGCAGAAGUUCCAUAUACUUCCUCAGUAGUGCUUCUGCUCAAGUUUUUGCUGAUGUUGCUCUCUGUCCCUUUGAAGCUGUCAAGGUCAGAGUCCAGACACAACCCUAUUAUGCCAAAGGUCUGGCCGAUGGCUUUCCAAAGCUAUACUACAGUGAAGGUCUUUCGGGUUUCUACCGGGGGCUUUUUCCGCUUUGGGGACGAAAUCUUCCAUUCUCCAUGAUUAUGUUCUCAACGUUUGAGCAUUCGGUGGACUUCAUAUAUCAAAACAUUAUUCAGCGGAGAAAGGAAGACUGCUCGAGAACUGAACAGCUCGGUGUUACAUGUUUAGCUGGAUAUGCAGCUGGAGCUGUUGGUACUGUUGUCUCAAACCCAGCAGACAACAUUGUUUCCUCUCUCUACAAUAAGAAGGCUGAAAACGUAGUCCAGGCAGUGAAAAACAUAGGAUUAAGCAAUCUAUUUACCAGAAGUCUUCCUGUCAGAAUUACACUUGUUGGUCCUGCUGUUACUUUGCAAUGGUUCUUCUAUGACACCAUCAAAGUGCUAAGUGGACUGCCAACUAGUGGAGGGCUAAACAGGCAAUUGGAAGAAGCUAACCUAUCAACUUAAUUGAGUUUUCUGGUGAAGGGCAGAACUGCAACUUUGAGAAUAUCAAUAACCAGGUUCAUGAAAAGUGGAAACAUGGCAAUUUUAUUACCUUGUAUUGCCAUAAAUAAGUUAAUUUUUUUACUUUCUUCUUUUGUCUUCUUUAUUCACUUUUCACUACUAGCUUCAGCCUUGGCUGGUAAACGGGCAAUUCAUAGAAAAAGGAAAAAAAGGAAAAAAAAAAAAAAAGGUCAACCCCGGAUCAAAUCUCAUAGUCGGUUUGUCAAUCUCACGAUACGAGCAUCUGAAUUCCCACGCUUGUUUUACAGGAAUGUAGGAUACCCAGACAUUUCAAGAUGCUCAAGUAUCUUUAAGAUACCCCUAAAGAAUAGUCUAAGGAGUUUUUGAUGCCCUCUUAAAGCGUGAAUUUAUAAAAUUCCCAUGUUGAGGUCAUCUUCUCAUUACAUUUUUGCCCUUCAUAACCUUACUUGAAUCGGGUUUGCUCUAUGCUAUGCAACUAGUAAAUCACUCUAAGUUUUGUUACAGACAAGUUUAUUUGAUAGUUUUAAAUCUUUAUUAGAAUAAUGUUUUUUCGUCGAUUUGUAGUGGCAGUUGUAUAUGGUGAAUUUUAUAUAGAAAUACAAUCCGUUAUAUAUACAAUA
Momordica charantia (bitter melon) is the source of this 1789-nucleotide messenger RNA. RefSeq names its product phosphate transporter 3;3 (gene PHT3;3). Gene Ontology annotation, molecular function: phosphate transmembrane transporter activity. The record is from RefSeq and is a predicted model, not a curated record. NCBI's taxonomy places the organism in Eukaryota, Viridiplantae, Streptophyta, Magnoliopsida, Cucurbitales, Cucurbitaceae. Gene Ontology annotation, cellular component: mitochondrial inner membrane. Gene Ontology annotation, biological process: mitochondrial phosphate ion transmembrane transport.